CACACACACACACACACACACACACACACAGUUUGUCUCUGGCUGAUGCAGUGAGACAGAGCUGGAUGCUGCAGAAGCGUAAGCCUCCCGAUCGUAUAGCCGGCGUGCAGCAGCAGCAGGGACUCCCUCUCUCCUCACUUUCCACUCCACAGGAUGUGAGAACAGAUAAAUGAUCAGGAUGGUAGCACUGGUCCAGCUCGAUGUGGACAGUUCGAAGCAAAAGCGAUGGAGGAGACAACGCCAGACCCAGCGUAUGUGGAUGUGGACCAGGGCUUGACUCUUGCAUGCAUUGCCUUCCUCUGCCUGCUGCUGGUGGCCAUGAUUAUCCGGUGUGCUAAAGUCAUCAUGGACCCAUACAGUGCCAUCCCCACAUCUACCUGGGAGGAGCAGCAUUUAGACGACUAGCACGAUUUGCAGAUAAACUCCUAUCUAGGAUACAAGGUCAGGUUACAUGGACUUAGUCCAAUAUUGAAGCACAGCAACAAGAGACUCGGAAACUACCUACAGCCCCGGGACCUGGCAGAACAACCCAACACUGCACAGAGCUGUUCUCAGAGCAACAUAUCAAAUAGAUGAAGACAAUAAUCACUGAUGAGUCUUUAAAAAUGAGCCUGUGUAAGUUAUAUUUUUGAGAGAACCUUUUAGGCUUUGUACAUUUUUUCUAAUAAUCAUGAUUAAUGGGUGUGUGAAUUUAAUGAAUGCUGUUUGGUCAAAUGAAGCUAGGCUUGGAGGCAUGCUGACAAAGCUGCUCAUAAAGACUACUUAACAAUGACAUGAUAAUAAUUUAUAUCCGUUUACAAUAAAGCGACAAAUACAAAUGUGCUCUUUUGAAUGCGAUUCAGGAUGAGGCUUGUGCUGAUAAUCAGCUUUUACAGCAUAUCAUGAUAAUCAACGUGCACAACAUCAUUACUCUUCCAUUAAGAGGAGGCUGUCAGGCCAUGCAGCAUUUGUGAAUUGUCUGUCUGUCUUUCUGGGAGAGAUGUGUUAACAUUUUAAUGCAGCACCAUAUCCUUCUUCUUGAAAACAGUACAAAUUGAAAAAUCAAAAAUCUGUAGCUCUGAAGUGGCUUUUUGAUUAGAAUGCUAUUUGAUAAGAAAAGGCUGCUAAACAUUAAGUCAUUUUUAUACACUGUGUUAAUGUCAUUAAGUGUAAGCAAAUGUUGAAAAUGUACUUUCGGCACAUGCUUGUUUAGGAUACUCAACCCCAGAUUAAGCCAUUUAGCUGAGGUUCAGUAGAAUUCCCUUUAUUCCUAAAUGUGACUGCCUUUGACCACUACUUAAAGUCCAUUUCUUUUGCUCCUCUGUUGUCUUGAGCACAUGUCAGUUAAGAAUAUCUAUCCACAGAAAAUUAUAACCAUCUGCAUGUUAUCAAGUGCCUCAGCGAAAAUCACAAAGAUUGUUUUGAAUCAGCACACAAUCAAGAAUAAUGUGUAGCAGAACAAAACAAUUAUGUCUUGACUAAUUGAAACCGCAACUGUGCUAUGUUCAGCCUGCAUCUUCUUAUGCAUAAUAAAGAUAAUGAUUAUUUUAAAGGUUUUUGCUGUCUUUAUGUUAGGUCAUGUUCACACAAUCUAGAGCACCUUACCUAAAUAACUUGUGCAAAAAAAAAAAAUACAAACAAAAAAACAAAAAACACCUUAUUAUCAUUUUUUUUUUACAACAAAUUAGAAUCUUCAAUACACAGACUUUUGGACUCCAUUUAUAGCCUUUGUACUUUGCUCAGUGACAAUAAAGUUGAAUGUAAUCCAAUCUAAUUUGUUGGUUGCUAAAGUAUUCACACCCCAUGUUAAAUCCUUUCAAUUAUAGAAUUAAAGGUCCAUGGGAUGAUCAAAAUGCAUUAUUCCUGUAACCAAACCCUGAGUGAUACUUUCUCAAAACAUUGUCCUGAACUUGUUUUGAUGUUUGCUAACAAACUCCAUUCAAAUUAAUGCAACUUCUCAUGGCAACUGUGUUACAGCAGAACUACAAGAUUAUGCUGAAUACUUACACAAUCACAAAUCAUUUUCUCUACUAUAUGGAAAAUUUAUAUGAAAAGAAAAUCCAAGGUUGUAAUACUACAAAAUGUAGUGAAGUACAAGAUUGGUGGAUACUAACUCUAUGCAAGGCUAUGAGGCUGUACAGUUCUAUGACAAAUGUAAUGCACACAGUGCCAUUUAAGAAGCUGUGAUUUUCACAUUCUCUGCUUUAGUGCAGUUUUCACCCCUCACUUUCUGUAUUUCGCCUCAUUUCUCAAAUCAUCCCUUUGCACACAUUUGGUGUUCUGUAGCAGAGGCAAACUUCAAAGGCAACCUUCUUCAACAGGAUAUAACACUCAAGGUCUGUCACACUCAGGAGUCCUCAAUCCCAUGGCAAAAAGUAGAAAGUUAAUUUGCACAGCUCCACAGGGAUUCUCACAUUUCACCCUCUUUCCAGGAUAUAUGAGCACAGGUUUAAAUAAAGCAUCAGGCCUAUGGCAUGAUAUGCGAUUGGGAGCAAUGUCGGUGAACCUCGCUCCCUAAUCUAAUCAAGACUCUCACCUUAUGUAGCAUCUGAACCCAAAGCUCCAGUGAGAAUUUACUUGCUGAAAUUAACUGAGGCCUGUUUUCCUUUUCAAUCUGACAUAAAAAAAUCAGAUAAAAAAAAAUCUCUAGCGUAAUUAGUGGAAAUACUAGACUUUGGAGUCUAUUAGUUGAAAAAGUAGUUGAUUAUUUGAAGUUGUAGGUGGUCCUGUCACAAUGUGGACUCAUAAAAUGAAAAAGAACAGCUGGCAAUUUCUGAGUAAAUCCUUCUUUAUAUCUAAGACCAGAGAAUUAUCCAUUUCCCUUCGAAGGUAUUGGAACAGCAAGGCAGAUUUAAAGUUUUUGCUAUACACUAAAGACAUUGUGAUCAAAAUGAGAUUAUGAGAUUAUUCAAAUUUUGCAUUUCAUUUCCAGAUAUUUCCAUAUAGCUGUGAUAAACAACAUAGAACCUGACCCUAUUGGUGUCAGAACACCCAUUUUUGAACACUUAUUAUUUGGUUUCAUAUCUAUUGCUUGCAAUAACUGCAUCGAGCCUGCGACCGACUGACAUCACAAAACCUUUGCAUUAUUGUUUUGUGGCGCUUUUCUAAGGUUUGUACUGCAGCUUAUUUCAGUUGUUUGUUUUUGGAAGCUUCUUCUCCAGUCUACUCUUCAGGAAGUGAUGUGUUUUCUCGGUUGGGUUGUUGUGUGCUAAUUGAUGUCAGCUAGACAUCAAAGUCUAAAACCUUCCACUUCCCCUGAUGAAGUCCUGUCUUGUGUUUGCAGUGUGAUUUGGAUCAAUUUGCUGUAUAAUGAAGUUUUCUUUCAAUUCGACUUGAUGCAUUUCUCUGUAAAUUGGCAGAGAGAAUGUUUCUGUAGACUUCUGAAUUCAUUCUGCUGCUACCAUCGAUAAAGAUUAAUGAACCCGUUCCAGAAGCAGCCGUGCAAGCCCAAGCCAUGACACCACCAUUUCCACGCUUGACUGAUGAGCUUGUAUUUUUCAGAUCAUGAGCAGAUCCUUUCGAUCGCCACACUUUCAUGAUACCUUUCUAUCACAUUAGUAGAGGUUAAUCCUGGUUUCUGGCUCCUGUCUGUAUUUCUUUAUGAAUUCCAGUCUGGUUUUCAGAUUCCUAGUGCUAAUGAAUGGUUUGCAGCUUGUGCUACAUUUCUGCUCCCAAAGUCUUCUUCAGUGCUUUUAUUCACAGCUCUCACAAUGUUUCUGUCAUCAACAGCUUUUGGAUGACCUGUACCUGUUUGAUGUCUGGUUCUUUGUACACCACUGAAGUCAUGUUAUAAGUUGGUUAACAAAGCUAGAUGUAAAUAUCAGGAAACCAAGGCUGAAAUUCAGAUCCAUCAUCCCAUAUUUGUCUCAUUUCAAUCCAAAAUCUUUCCAGUUUAUAGCCAAAAAAAAAAAAAAAAACCCAACAGAAUUGGCUUUGCUGCUUCAAGACUUUUGGAGGGACUGUACGAAAGCAGUUAUUACCUAUCUGUUGGCAAUGGUAUUUUCUUUGCUGGAUUAAAAGUCAAGUGAUUGUCUGUGGUCCUUGUGUGUAGAGAACGAAGUGUACUAUCAUGUGCUAAAAUAAUAAUUCUGAACCAGUACUGAAAUUGCAAAAUUACUCAAGACUUCAACUCCGGUGAUAAAAUGAAUCCAAAGUUCUUUUUGUGGUUUAUGUUAUUAGGGCCAUGUGUACACACUUUAAUUUUUGCCAGCUGCUCUGUCAAUGAAUGUACUUGAGUCCAUGUUCAGUCCAGCAGUUAAUCAAGUUAAGAGCUUCAUUUUUGUCCUCUGUUAAAUUCAUUUAGCUGCCAUAUGUUAGUUUCUUGGCAAAUGAAAUGUUUGGACUAUAAAUUGUGUUAUGGAGUCAUACUGGAAAACAUAUGCCUUUUUACGCUCUAUCUUUUUUCAUCAUUUUUAACAUAACUGCCUCAAUGAUCAGAUGUACAGCUUUUUUUUUCCUUUAAAAGGUAAUAUUUCCAAUGGGUUUAAACAAAAUGGGCAUUUGUAGCAAUAAGGAGCACUGGGACAAAAGAAUAGAAAUACAUGUUUUGAGCCAUAAUGGAGAAUCCUAAAUAUUUCUUAAGUUUGAUACUCUUUGAAGACUGAAAUAUCGGAGAUGUAAUGAUACAGUUCAGUAGGAGGGAAUAAUUCGUUCUAAGUCUUCUUUUUACCAGAAUCUUUUAUUAAACAUAUCCGAGAAAAAAGUCAUACUUUCUGAAGACAGUAACUCAUUCCUUUAUUAUAUCUAGCUCUAUGAAGAAAAACAAAUAGGGUGUCAAAUUAAAGGAAAAUUAAUUCCUGCAAAUUGAUGUGAAGUUUUUUUGCUUGACCAUCUAUUCUAUGGUGAAACAUUUCCAUCCACGUCCAUCUGGAAGCGGUGUCUUCUAGAAUGACCCUGCCCUCAAUCCACAAAGCUUGAGGGCUCACUGAACAACUGAAUAUGUAAAUGAUGUAAAUCAUAUGCUAUGGAAAGGCCCCAAAUUACCAUCUAAUUAAAGGCCUGUAUCUCCAUCUACGGUGCAUUGAACAAGUUCCUGACAUUCGUAGUGGCCCAAACACGUUUCUAAGACUCUAUAAUGUUUUCCCUUUUAAUUAUUUCUGUAAAUUUGCUUAUAUUCAUAAGAAUAAAUUCUUUACUAACCUUUACAAUAAGCCUUAAGCCUGCAGCAGCAGUGCCUUAUGCAUGCUCAGGGUUGUACACAGUUAUGGAUUUCUUUCAUGCCUCUUGGUAUAAAACUAAUGAAAUAUGCCAUCUGUGUCACAUAAUUCAUUAGCUGGAUUUCAGAAAGCGCAGAGGCUUCAGUUUUGUCCGCUAUGUUCUUCACAAUGCACAACUCAAGGUUUUCAAUCAAUAACAGAAAAGCCUUCUGUCUCAUGGUGUUAAUUUUAUUUAUAGUUAACCAGCCGCUAGCAUGUGAGUUAUUGUGCCAAAGAGGCAUAAAAAAAGCAUAUUGGUAGUGUUUACCCUUUAACAUGCUCAAAAGAAGAAGAAAUGUAGUGUGUAAUAGUGAAUAUUAUUACAUUUUUAUUGCUGAUUGCCCAAGAUUAUUUAAUUCUGUCAUUUUUUGAACAAAUACAAGUGUGUAUAUAUUGUCAAUUGUAAUAUUAUUCGCUGUCAUGUGAUUGCAAAGUCAGUGUUUAUUAAUAAAGUGCAGACUUUACUAAUAUUCAGUGAAAAACACAUCUAAAACUAUGAGCAUAAGCAAUCAACAGAGCCAUACAGGCUAGGACCAAGACUAUAUCAAACACAGCAACAAACAGACUCAACAACAGGAACUAGACAAAGAAUCACUAAAACACAGAAACUUAGUGAAAAAGAACAUAAGUGAGGGUGUUUGGGGCCCUUGUGACACGCAGGGACUGAUGGGUAGCUUUGUAGUCCUGUGCACAUUUUCUGCCUAAAUAUGACAUUAGAACAUCUUAUGAAAGAAUAUUUAAGCAGGGCUGUCAAGUGUCAUGCAUUGAGAGUGACAGUCACUCAUUUGGGUCUUUUCUCACGCUCUCCUGCCACACAUCGUAUUUCUCACGCAGAAAAACUUUUUGA
This is a messenger RNA of Tachysurus fulvidraco (yellow catfish), 6021 nucleotides long. RefSeq names its product cortexin domain-containing 1. Bases 226 to 405 code for a protein of 59 amino acids. The record is from RefSeq and is a predicted model, not a curated record. Lineage: Eukaryota; Metazoa; Chordata; Actinopteri; Siluriformes; Bagridae. The transcript is spliced from 3 exons.